ACGACGCCAUCCCACCCGAGACCCGGAGAAAUCGAUCGUAGCCCUCUUCGCUCUCUAUAAGAUCACUUCUCUCUCGAGAGAGAGAGCCAAAAGCAAAGUUCGUUUCUUUCCCCCCCAAAAUUUUCAAUUUCUUGUUUCAAUUCCGUUAUUUUACCGUUUCACCAAACGCGCGUCGAACCCUAAAACCCUCAAUUGCUUCUUUUUGGGGUCAAGUUUCCCCUUCGAGAUUUCUAGGGUUUCGUAUCUGAAUCUGCGGAGAACAAAAACCCCUCUUCGUGGGUUUACCUUCAAGCUUCUCGAAACAGAGCUUUUUAAAAGGACUGCUUUCAUUUGGAUGGGGAAGUCUCUGUAGCUAAAACUACAUAGUGACAUGGAGGCACAGAUUCAUCUACUUGAGCAGGAAGCAUAUACCGCUGUUAUAAGGGCUUUUAAAGCGCAGUCUGAUGCUAUUUCUUGGGACAAAGAGAGUUUGAUAACAGAUUUGCGUAGAGAACUAAGAGUAUCUGAUGACGAACAUCGAGAGCUUCUGAGCAGGGUCAAUAAGGAUGAUACCAUUCAACGGAUAAGAGACUGGAGACAGGGAGGCGGAAGCCAAGUCCCUUCUAGACAUGCAACUAAUCAGGGUUUUGAUGUUGGUCCUAGUCCAACUUUCUCAGCUUCCCGGAAGAAACAGAAGCCAUUCCAAUCUUAUCCAUCAUUUGGUGCGGCUGGGAAUAGGUCAUUCAAUAGUCGCGUUGUAUCCGGUGGCAUUUCAGCAAAUGAAUCUGCUGAAGCACUUAUCGGAAGAAAAGUGUGGACAAAAUGGCCUGAAGAUAACAACUUUUACGAAGCAAUUAUAACCCAGUACAACGCAGCUGAGGGUCGGCAUGCUUUGGUGUAUGAUAUACACGCAGCAAAUGAAACGUGGGAAUGGGUUGAUCUGAAGGAGAUUCCUCCGGAAGAUAUAAGGUGGGAUGGAGAGGAGAGUGGGGUAGCUUUAGACGUUGGACCUGUAAGUGGAUCAAUCCGUGGCAACCGAAGGUACCACCAAGGCCAUAUUGGUAGAGGGAGAGGACCAAGAAUUCAUCAACCGAGAAGAGAAUUUUUACCAACACAACAGAAUGGUGAUGGUGGUGUUGACCGGAUAACUUCAUCUGAUGAUAUUGAAUUGUUCAACACUGAUUCGCUUGUGAAGGAGGUGGAGAGAGUUUUCGAUUCUGCGCAUCCUGAUCCUUUUGAGCUUGAUAAGGCCAAGAAAAUGCUCAAGGAACAUGAGCAGGCGCUUAUUGCUGCCAUUGCAAGGCUUGCGGAUACUUCUGAUGGUGAAAUCGAUGGAGAUCCACCAGAUUCGCAUGACCAUCCAAUGCCACAGGGAUGAUGGAAAAGCUGUCUGUAAUAUUAAUGGUGUUUGGUUGGUCUGUCAUCAACCCAAGGACUCUGGAUGUAGAAAUAAAAAUUUGUGCUCAUCUGACAAAAGAAGAUGGGAGAUUGAUUUAGUCAAGUCUUGUUUCAAAAUUGUGAUCAGCAAAAUGUAAGAAAAAAUUGUUUAGGAAUGUGGGAGUAGGGAUUUGAGGCUGUAUGCACAUGAUUUGGUUUAGGGAAAUGUAACCUGUGACCAUUUUUGACCCCAUUGUAAAUCUCCCUGAGCACAUGUGUUUGACCUUGGAUCAAAAUCAAAAGCAACAUUCUUCAAUGUUUAGUUUUCUUGA
Molecule: messenger RNA, 1688 nt
Organism: Raphanus sativus (radish)
Lineage: Eukaryota; Viridiplantae; Streptophyta; Magnoliopsida; Brassicales; Brassicaceae
Product: protein EMSY-LIKE 1
Exons: 10
Coding region: 371-1357 (328 amino acids)
Biological process (GO): defense response to fungus
Cellular component (GO): nucleus
Source: RefSeq, a predicted model, not a curated record